AUGUGGCCAUCCAAAUAUGGCCUAGGUGCCCAAGUCGGCUAUGGUGUACGUGGAAACGGCAUAAUACGAACCCAAGAAGGACGACGACUGCCGCAAGUCGAGUUUCCAAGCCUUGAUAAUGGCAUCGAUAGUGAUGAAAUUAUUGGCGUUCUGGCAUCAAACGAAACCUUCCCCAGCCUAAAACCCGUCAAGGGGUCCUUGCGUACCGUAGUUGAACCACAAACAAGCGACUUCGAUCUCAACUCAACCAUAUUCAACGAUCUUCUGUCGGAUCCGCUCGAAAAUUUGUACAUUCCUCAAGAUAUCCUAAAAUCGUAUCUCAUAGAAUCUGGCUCACUUACAUCCACCAUUGCUUAUGAUCCGACCAUUGGGCCUCGUUUCUGUAUAUUUCCGCUAAGAUCUCGCUCAAACACUUCUACAUCUACGGGCAUAGCUUACGUUUCUGGUGAAGUUGGAACCGUGCUAAACUUAUCUAUUAUGAAAGUUUCUUGCAUUGAUUCUGAACAAGAGAUCCAACUAUCCUCGCCACACUUUGACGUUCCAUUCCAGCUUACUUUUUCCGAGCCCAUAAAGCAAGUUGCUUGUUCCAAUGUCGCAGGUAGUCUUCUCAUUCGAACGUUUUCCCGAGUCUACGUUGUUCAGCCGUUUCAGUCCUCUCUGCAUCGCUCUGGUAUCUACCUAGAGCUCUUGGGACAAGUCAAAAGCUCUAGUCUCAACCAGGAAUCUUUUGCUGAUGCCUGUUUCAAUCCAUGGGACCCAAAGCAAGUAGCUCUCGUGGAUGUUAAGGGACAUUUUGGAGUGUGGAAUUUCUGUCCCAAUGGAAAAUCUGAUCCAAAACGAGUCAACAUCUCUGCUUCUGAAUCGUUUAUUGAUAACGUGCAAGAACUUUCUCACUGGAAAAAGAUAUGCUUCUUUGCACCUGAAGUGAUGUUUGUAUUCUCAAGGUCCUCUUUGACUCAAUGUACUAUAGGACCACCAUCCCAAUGUUCAAGAUUAAUGACCUCCAACACCUGGUCCAGUAUCCUCGACUUUCAAAGAGCCCCAGCAGACCUGAAAUACUCAUUCAUGCUCACGUCUCGAGAGCUCAUUUGGUUCGAGAACGAUGGUACAUUGAAGAGACUCAUUUCCUAUAAACACUUCCUAGACGAACGAGAUCCUUCCUGGAAGUUAAACGUGUGUUCCGUGGACUCCACAACAUUUAUUUGCAUUAUUUUUUCACAAAAGGCACCGCUUUAUUUCUUAUACACUUUUGGCCUCAAAAGCGGCUUGCCCUACAGCUUACGAUCCCCAUAUUAUAUCCGCUCAUUAAGCAGCUAUAACCAUGAAGCUCGAGAUAAUGUGCUUCAAUUGCAUGUAUUUCCCAUCGACAAUUCCAGCAGCAAGAUUUUUGGAAUGUUUGAACUUCACACUGACUUUGGACUCCAUUUUAGAUUCUUGAGUACCACAAAAAUUAUAAAGCUAGGAGAUACUGUCGUGACUGACGGACUAUGGAGCAGGUCAGGCACACCUGUGGAGACUGGUAAAGGGUUUUGCCGACAUAUGUCUGCCAAAGAUUGGAAAAAAUUAGUCGAACAGAUGCUGUCUAAGGUUAAAACCACUUCAUCUGAUAGCACUGCAAUUCAAGAAUUUGCGCUGAAAAUAGGCGAAUGGGCACUGGCUUUUGAUGAGAACCUGCUUCGUAACGAGGCAAAUGGAAGUUGCUCAUUACUUGAUAUAUCUGAGAAUCCACCUACAAAUGUGCGAGACAUUGACGAGUUUGAUUCGAUGAUCGAACAAUUGGGUGAAUAUUUCAAACUGAAACAGUUUGAGUUAUCACGAGAAAGCGAAGACCUGCUACGAAAUCGGCUCAAUUCGUUGAGGCAAUACUAUGGCAAAGAGCAGAAUCUAGGCUCAGUUACUCCAGAGAUUCUCAAUAGGACCACAUUGGAAUUGGGCUGCAGUAUCUACAGGGCCAAGCAUUCGAGCACGAAUCAAGCAUAUGAAGAAAAAUUCAAGGAAGUGAUUCAAGAAGCAAGCGAUGAGGUGAAGUCCAUAUUAGGUGACUGGGAAUCGGGAAUUGUUGUUGCUGAUGUCACUACGCAGCCUGACAUUGAGCCCUCUGUGAUCAUGCCUACCAUCAACAUCAACAGCAGUCAGUCACAAUCAUCACUAUUUGCUCCUCUAUCACAAGGCACUCAAUUGAACUCUCAAACUCAGUCACAAGCUCACAGAUCACAGAGACGUCACAAGAUGUCGCAGGGCAGCCAGAGAAGUCAACGAAAGAAAAGAAAAGGAGGAUUUGCAUAA
Meyerozyma guilliermondii ATCC 6260 is the source of this 2286-nucleotide messenger RNA. RefSeq lists its product as uncharacterized. The record is from RefSeq and is a predicted model, not a curated record. Gene Ontology annotation, biological process: nucleolar large rRNA transcription by RNA polymerase I. NCBI's taxonomy places the organism in Eukaryota, Fungi, Ascomycota, Pichiomycetes, Serinales, Debaryomycetaceae. Gene Ontology annotation, cellular component: RNA polymerase I core factor complex. The coding region runs from base 1 to 2286 and encodes 761 amino acids. Gene Ontology annotation, molecular function: RNA polymerase I general transcription initiation factor binding; RNA polymerase I transcription regulatory region sequence-specific DNA binding. The transcript has a single exon.